Gadus morhua (Atlantic cod) is the source of this 2324-nucleotide messenger RNA. Its product is annotated as voltage-dependent calcium channel gamma-1 subunit-like. NCBI's taxonomy places the organism in Eukaryota, Metazoa, Chordata, Actinopteri, Gadiformes, Gadidae. Gene Ontology annotation, molecular function: calcium channel regulator activity; voltage-gated calcium channel activity. Bases 530 to 1216 code for a protein of 228 amino acids. Gene Ontology annotation, biological process: regulation of calcium ion transmembrane transport via high voltage-gated calcium channel; calcium ion transmembrane transport. The transcript has 4 exons. Gene Ontology annotation, cellular component: L-type voltage-gated calcium channel complex; membrane. The record is from RefSeq and is a predicted model, not a curated record.
GAAAGAGCAGAGAACAGGAGGACAGGACCGAGUUGAAGAAGAGAGAGGAAACGACAUAAACAAGAGUGAAGAAGUAGAGGAAGGAGACGUGAGGCAGUGCUUUUGGGACAAACAAACACAUCAACUGGACUUCUGUACAUCACAGUCCUGCGCAACCUGGACGGUGAGAAGUCAUUCCUAAAGACCAGGAGGGCACUUACCUACGCACACACACACACACACAGAGUCACACAUACACACCUCUUAAACACACAGAAAAACACAUACCUCGAGCAUUUGACCUUUUCACCCCAACAAAAACCCACAAGCACAUACACACACACACACACACACACACACACACACACACACACACACACACACACACACACACACACACACACACACACACACACACACACACAUAAACACUCCUAAACUUCAAUCACAUAGAGAAGGAACAAACACACGCAUCCCCCACAAACAUUUAAAUAUAUUUAAAAAAAUAUCGAACAGCUACACACGUAUACAACAGAUCACACACGCCACCAUGUUUGAGGAGCAGGUGACCAGGGUGAAGAUCACAUCCCUGCUGAUUCUGGUGGGCAUGGGGUCCAUGCUGGCGGCCGUAUCCACAGACCACUGGGCGGUGCUGAGCCCGCGGGUGGAGCAGCUCAACACCACCUGCCAGGCUGCCUACUUCGGCCUCUGGAGGCUCUGCAAAAAGACCAUCUUCAUGGUGGAGGAGGACCCUGAGUGGAAGGGCUGCGGCCCCAUCAGUCUACCCGGAGAGAAAAACUGUUCAUACUUCAAGCACUUCACGUCGGGGGAAGAGGCAGAACUAUUUGAAGUGAAGACCCAGAAAGAGUACAACAUCUCUGCGGCUGCCAUCGCUAUCUUCAGCCUGGUCUUCAUGACACUGGGCACCCUGUGUGUCAUCUUUUCCUUCGGCAAGGGCAGAGACUACCUGCUGAGACCUGCCGGAAUGUUCUUUGCAUUUGCAGGCCUCUGCAUCAUCAUCUCAGUGGAAGUGAUGCGGCAGUCUGUGAAGCGCAUGAUCGACAGCGACGAGACAAUCUGGUUCGAGUACUACUACUCCUGGUCAUUUGCCUGCGCCUGCGCCUCCUUCACCCUGCUCAUCCUCAGCGGCGUGGCGCUGCUCCUUAUCUCCAUGCCGCACAUGCCGCGUAACCCCUGGGAGACAUGCAUGGACGCAGAGCCGGACACUCUGGACUAGACAGCUAGGCUCUAGGCGGCUAGGACCCGCGGGGAAGAAAGCACUGGGACUGGAAAAGGAUCAAGACUAAUUGAAAUGAGUGGUUGAGUUUUGUCCCUUUAGGUGUAUUUGUAUAUCAACCUAAAUUAAAUCAUCUUCUUACCCAGUUUAAACAACGACAGUGUUUUAUAGAAUAACGUUGGAUCAAAACAAAUCUAAAAAGUGGUUGAACUUUGUUGCUUUAGGUGUGAGGUGGAGGGGUAUUAGACAGACAGGGCGUAACAACGAUUUUUGUGUUUUCAAUUUUGGGGGAUAAUCUGCAUAUCACAGGUUGCAGGCCAACCUAAUUCUAUCGAUCUGUAAACCCAGUUUAACCAAGUCAGAGUUGUACAGUACAGUUAGUCUAAACACCUAAAAAUAACUAAAUUCUAAUUAUAGCACAUUUUGAGUUCUGCAUGAUUCAGUCUAACGCAGUAUAUUAUAAAAGUAAAAAGCAUUAUUUUUUACUUGAAAAGUUUGAGCAAGCUUUCUUUUGAAAGAUAUCAGGUUGAGAAAGAAAAUUCUUGCCGUGUUUUUUUUAUUGUUACCUAUUAACAUACAUUUAUAUUAAUGUACAAUAUUCUAGACCAUAAUAAAAGUAUGUUAAAAUUAAAUCAAAUACCCUUAAGAAGCUAUUUUAUAUCAGUAGUAUGUAUAGAAUAGGUACAUAAUGACAAGAGCUUUAUAGUAUUUUGCAGGAUGCUAUAAAGGUUUGUAGUAAAAGUGUUACAGCUUUAUUCCAUCUUAUAAUUCUUUUUUAAGAUAACUAUUAAUUAUUUACACUAUUUAUAAGCUGUUUCAACUAUCAAUGGUGAUUUCGAGAUGACUCUUUUUAAGUGAAAUGAAUGUUGGAAAAUAGAACUUUGAGUUUUAGUGCAAAUUGCAUCAUCUUUCUAUAUAUAUGAUGCAAAAUAAAAAAAAUGUUAGGCACAUGUUCUUGAAUGCAUUAUUUCCCUUUCAGCAGCAACACAAUGGAGAGUGAUUGCCUUUCCCUCUGUUGAACAUUUAACAUAUGUUGAGCUCUUUCCCACAACCUCCUUCUUCCCACUGCCAUAGUUCCUGUAUAAGGUAUCUUACUGUAUAGGGGAGA